CGUUAAUAUGCCGGCCGCGCCCCUCUUGCCCAGUCCCAACCCGAUUCUCUCCUCGCAGAGGAAUUACAACCCGAGAAAGGGAAAGGACAGCAACGAGCAAAUCUCGAUACUUCUCGUGGAACUCCACAUUAAUCAAUCAUCAGGUAGUCUUGUAGUCGAUUCGCGAGAAUGGGCACUCACAAGGGCUCCACGGUGCGGAUGCUGCUGCUACUUGCUCCGCUCCUCCUUGCGGCGGCAGCGGCCGCAGAGACAACAAAAUUUGGUCUAGAGGAGGAGGAAACCGGGAAGGCAGGGGAGGAGGACUCUUCCGAGUCAUGGACCAUCUGGGCCAAGGACAAGAUCUCUGAGGGAUUGGGUCUCAAACACCAGCAGAAGCGAGAGGAAGAGGAGGCAGCUCAGAAGGCCCGAGAUAAUGUGGAGAGUGCCAAAAGAGAGGCCCAACAGAUGGCUUCCGACAAGGCGUCGGACAUCAGACAGGCAGCCAAGCAGGCUGCCCAUGCAACGGGGGAAGCAGCUAAGGGGAGCAAGGAUAAAGCGCAAGAGCUUGCCUCCGAAACGGGACGACGUGCUGCAGAGAAGGCAGGCGAGGCAGGAGAAUGUCUGAUGGAGAAGACAGGGAAGGCCAAGGAUGCUGCGAUGGAGGUUGGGCAUCAAUCGGUGGACACGGCCGGUGAAGUAAGGGAAGGGACGAUGGACAGCGCAGGGAAGGCCAAGGAUGCCGCCGUGGGUGCCACUGAGGAGGCUGCGAGCGAGUCCGCAGAAGCGGAGGCGGAGGCGGAGGCCCAGGAGCAGCUCCUCAAGGCCAAGGAGAAGGCCAAAGAGAAGGUUGAGGAGGGGUAUGCUGCUGCCAGAACCAAGGCCGGGGAAGCUCUGGAUGCCACCAAGAAGACCCUCGCCUCCAACUACGAGACCGCGAAGGAGAACAUCAUGGGAGGUUCUUCCAGACGAGAAGACGAGCUCUGAGAGUGUUUCUUCUUUUCGUGUGAGAUGCGGGAGAGUGGCUUCCGUGAUCUCUUUCUUCCUUCUGUAACAUAUAUAUAUAUAUAUAUAUA
Phoenix dactylifera (date palm) is the source of this 1052-nucleotide messenger RNA. RefSeq lists its product as uncharacterized. Lineage: Eukaryota; Viridiplantae; Streptophyta; Magnoliopsida; Arecales; Arecaceae. The record is from RefSeq and is a predicted model, not a curated record.